This is a messenger RNA of Salvia hispanica, 429 nucleotides long. NCBI's taxonomy places the organism in Eukaryota, Viridiplantae, Streptophyta, Magnoliopsida, Lamiales, Lamiaceae. The record is from RefSeq and is a predicted model, not a curated record.
AUGCCCGAGAUGGCCAGUUUUUCUGAAGACGAUCUCAUGCCCAAAGGACCCGAAGAGAGCUUUAUUUGCAAAGGGGCAAGAGGAUUCACGAAAGGAUGUGGAGUAAGAAUUCAGUGUGCUUCAAGCGCUUUGUGCAAUAAUGAAAGAGGCCUAGCUCGUUUCUGGUUCAAACAUUAUAUCGUCAAUGUCAUGUACGCGUGCAUUAUCUUGCAUAACAUAAUUAUCAAUGAUGAAGGUCCAGGAGUUGUCGAUUGGUCCGAUGAUGAAGCCGGACCGAGCACAGGUCGUGCAACCCCGCCGGUCAGUCGAGGUUUACCAUACGAAGUCAUUGAGAGACUACGGGAAAGAGGGGAACAUGCGCAAGCAACAAGCCAUCGUGCACUCAUGUCCGACAUGAUUGAAGAAGUUUGGGCACGUAGAAGUCGUUGA